Chiroxiphia lanceolata (lance-tailed manakin) is the source of this 648-nucleotide messenger RNA. Its product is annotated as claudin-4-like. Gene Ontology annotation, molecular function: structural molecule activity. The coding region runs from base 1 to 648 and encodes 215 amino acids. The transcript has a single exon. Gene Ontology annotation, biological process: bicellular tight junction assembly; cell adhesion. Gene Ontology annotation, cellular component: plasma membrane; bicellular tight junction. NCBI's taxonomy places the organism in Eukaryota, Metazoa, Chordata, Aves, Passeriformes, Pipridae. The record is from RefSeq and is a predicted model, not a curated record.
AUGGAAAGGAGGUCGAUACAGACGAUUGGGCUGGUGACAGGCAUAGUGGGCUGGGUGGCCACUAUAAUCAUCUGUGCCUUGCCCAUGUGGAGGGUGACAAACUGCCUCGGCUCCAACAACGCAGGGUCCCAGUCGUACUCGGACGGGCUGUGGGUGACCUGCGCCAACGAUGGCACGGGGCAGUCGCAGUGCAGGUAUUACAGCUCCCAGCUGGACAUCACCCCCGACUUGCUAAUUGCCCGUACCCUGGUGGUCUUCUCCCUCGUCACAAGCUUCAUCAGCUUCAUCAUCACUCUCAUGCGUGAUAACUUCUCCGGCUGCAUGGGCAGAGGCAGCGGCUACAAGGGCGAGUUCGUCAUCGCGUCAGGCUCCAUGUUAAUCACGUCCUCCGCCAUGGUCCUCACCGCCGUCUCCUGGACUGCCAGCAACAUCAUCAACAACUCCUACACCCCCACGGGGCUCGAGGCUGUCAGUAGAGAGCUGGGGGCUGCCAUCUACAUUGGCUUCAUCGCCUUUGCCCUCUUGUUCUUCGGUGGGUUUAUCCUGUGCCGCUUUAGAAGCCAAUACCCGCAGGAUUCCUACGCUAAGAAUUACAAAGGGGUGAAGACCUGCGAUUCAACAGACUACCCCAUGAAGGACUACGUGUGA